Thermothielavioides terrestris NRRL 8126 is the source of this 837-nucleotide messenger RNA. RefSeq lists its product as uncharacterized. The record is from RefSeq and is a predicted model, not a curated record. Gene Ontology annotation, molecular function: acetylpyruvate hydrolase activity. Gene Ontology annotation, cellular component: mitochondrion. The transcript is spliced from 3 exons. NCBI's taxonomy places the organism in Eukaryota, Fungi, Ascomycota, Sordariomycetes, Sordariales, Chaetomiaceae. Bases 112 to 837 code for a protein of 241 amino acids.
GGAUUGGUUGUGAAGAAUGCGCCUGUCGGGCCCCAAACGCAAUAGUUAAGCCCGGUGCAGAGCGCAGCGGAAUAUAAGCCGUCGCGAUCCAGCGCGGGGAAACGAUUCGCAAUGGCUCUGCUCAUGAGGAGGGGAAUGGCUACAAUGGCAUCGCUCAAGAGAGCCGGAAAAGUCAUCUGCAUUGGCCGCAACUAUGCGGACCACAUCACCGAGCUCAACAGCGCCCGGCCCAAGCAGCCCUUCUUCUUCCUGAAGCCGCCUUCGUCCAUCCUGCUUCCCGGCGAGGGCCCAGUGAUCCGGCCGAAGGGCGUCGACCUGCACUAUGAGGUCGAACUCGCUCUGAUCCUGGGCAAGCGGGUCAGGGAUCUCAGCGCACAGGACGAGCAGGCGGCGUUGGAGGCGAUCGAGAGCUACGCGCUCAGCAUUGAUAUGACGGCCCGCAACAUCCAGAACGAGGCCAAGAAGAAGGGUCUGCCCUGGGACAUCAGCAAGGGCUUCGACACGUUCCUGCCCGUGAGCAAGGUCAUCAACAAGGCGGCCAUCCCGGACCCGCACAACAUCGAGCUGUACCUCACCGUCAACGGCAAGGUGCAGCAGAACGACUCGACCGAGCUGAUGCUGUUCCGUAUCCCCCGGAUCCUGAGCGACAUCUCCAAGGUGAUGACCCUCGAACCGGGCGACAUUGUCCUGACGGGCACGCCCAAGGGUGUCGGUCCGGUUGUGCCGGGCGAUGUCAUGCGCGCGGGCAUCAGAGUGGGCGGCAAAGAGCUGGAGGAAGCCAAGAUCGAGGUUGCGGUGGAGGAGUCGACCAGCUCAUAUGAGUAUGCCGAGACUUGA